Molecule: messenger RNA, 387 nt
Organism: Trichoplax adhaerens
Lineage: Eukaryota; Metazoa; Placozoa; Uniplacotomia; Trichoplacea; Trichoplacidae
Exons: 2
Coding region: 1-387 (128 amino acids)
Biological process (GO): TRAIL-activated apoptotic signaling pathway; positive regulation of extrinsic apoptotic signaling pathway
Cellular component (GO): CD95 death-inducing signaling complex; cytoplasm
Molecular function (GO): death receptor binding; caspase binding
Source: RefSeq, a predicted model, not a curated record
AUGAUACUUUAUCUUUGUAAUGUCGAUUCAACUCUAGAACAAGAAUCAGACGAAACUGAGAAAUUCAAUGCUGGUUGUGCACCCGGAAUUCGAUUUAAAGACUCUGUCGAUUCUAAUGAAACUGUUGAGAUAGAAAUGGACGAACCCAAUUCUUCAGCCAAGAAGUAUAACGGCAAAAUCGUAAAAGAUAUUGGAACGAAGUGGAAAACUUUGGCAAGAGAAUUUGGAAUUGAUGAAGGCGACAUCGAUAAAAUUAUAGCUGAAAAAAUUGGAUCAGUUGACGAUCAAUGUGCGCAAAUGUUGAGUAAUUAUAAGCGUAGAAAAGGUCGGAGUUACACAAAGAAAGCAUUAGUUGAAGCACUCUUUAAAAGUUGUUUCUACAUAUAA